CACAGCUGUCUGUGCGGGUCGCUACAAUAUAGUUGUAUUUCUUCUUUCGUUCUUUGAAUUAGUUAAUUAUAUGAAUUUAAAUAGUUUGAUUAUUCAUAUAUUAAUGUUUUAAUAUUUUUAUAACUAGAUUCGGCUCUUCACGUAUGCGAGCCUCCCCCCAACGUUCACCUACAAGAGCCGGCUCUAGUUGGUUGCGAGAUACAGAAGAAUAAGAAUAACAUACAGAAGAAGAAGAAGAGAGAAUAUUUCCACAGCUCCACGAGUUUUUUUCGCGAUUGGCGAAAGCAUGAUAUUUGUAGUAAGUUUUAAGGUUUAGCAUCAGGUUUAGGUUUCCUGAACAGCUUUUACGAAAGUUGAGUCGAUGUGUAAAUUAACGUUAGACCUUUGACUCCAUUAACAGACUGUUAACAGACUGUUAGACUAACAUUAUGUUUACAUCUGUGCUAGUAAUACACGCAAAUACAGUGCAGUGUUGUAAGUUACUGUAUACGAAUGUUUAGUGGGGUAACUAGUAACUAGUAGGCUACAGCUGUCAGUGUUCAGAAAGUUAACAUUCAACAAUUUGAAAUCCAUUAACUGAGUUAGAUUUUCGUACUUGAACUCAAAACGAACAAUUGUUUAUUAUCAAUCUGUUAACGUUACUCAAAAGAUUACCACAAUUUGCAGAUAGCCUGUUUGCUAUCGUAAAAACGGUGUAAGAAAUUAUAGCUAGCUAAAUUACUUACUGCAGAGUAGGGCUAACGUUAGCCAUGAUCUGACUUGUAAUUUAGGCUGGUAGUUGAUUUUAAGGUACAGUCAUGAUAAUGGGGAUUUGUAGUUAUGAUUGAGAUUGGACAAAAAUGUGGGUAAUUGGAUGCUUAGAUGUAACCAUAGACUGUCUUUUUUUUGCAGUGUCAAUUAAACAUUAAUAGAAAGAGAGAGAUAUCAGACUUAUUUUUAAAGAAGCACAAACAGGCAGAUCAGGUAAAAACAGACCCCAGCCCUUGCAUCACUACUGGACCCCAGAGCAGCUCCCUAGCUGAGUGUGGUCAGACUUCACAAGGACCAGUCUACCACCACCACCACCACCACCUACCAGACAGUCAGUCACAUGCCCAGUUCAGAAUUUAAGUUUAGCUUCAGUUUGUAAUAGGUAAUUUUGUCACAUUAAGCCUCACUUUAAAAUUAUGGUUGAUGAUUCAUGUGUGUUCUUGUUUUGAUGGCUGUGCCAUUUUUAUUAUACACUAAUGGUUCUUGUGUUAUUUUAAUGUAAUUGAUGUAUCAAGGGAUGCCACAGAGACCUCUGGCUCUGAGCAAGACUGUGAGCCAGAGCUGCCAGGAGAUGCCAUCGAGCCCAUUGCAACUGCGUCAAGCACCAGAUAUGCUGUUCCAAAAGGACCCAAUGACAUUUCAAGAUCCAGAGAAGAGGGUCCUUCCUGUACAGUCAUGUUUGAAAACAUUUCCCAGAACUCAGCAUGGUACUACUAGGAAAAGGGCUUUCAACAGCUCCUGGUAUAAGGACAAUUCAUGGCUUGAAUAUUCUGUAAAUCAAGAUUUUACUUAUUGUUUCGCCUGUAGGCAUUUGUCUCUGCACAAUACACCUGAAUCUGCCUUCACAUUACAGUCAGGUUUUUGUAACUGGAAAAAGGUCACGUUUAAAAAUUAUGGGUUUAAGCUCCAUUCGAAGGCAGAGAAUCACUGCAAAAUAAGUAUACAAACAGUGUGUAAAAUACAGCCUAAAACAAGCUUAAGAUUUUACAAAUCAUUGAUGAUGAGCACUGUAGGACAGAAAAUAGUGACCAAAGUGAUGGUGAGAGCUUCCAACGAGCUUAUCUUUUAUCAGGUGCUUGACAGUCUCACAGCUGAGCUGCAGAGACGUUUUUCAAAGAAGAAUUGCGAGAUAAUGCAAGGGAUCCAGACUCACAACCCAAAGAGUACAACAUUCUUGAAUGAGGAGCCUCUGUUUUCCUUUGCUCAGACCUUUGAGUCAGAUUUAGAGGACCUCAAACAUGAGGUUCAUCAAACCAAGUGGCUUCUUGAUAGGAGAGAGAAAAGUGGAAGGGACAGACUGUCUACUCUCCUUGACUUGGUUGUGUUUCUAGAACCUUAUAAAGAGGUCUUCCAUGAGCUGUUUCCACUUUGUAAUAUUUCUGUUGUUACACCCGUCAACAGUGCUUCUUGCGAGAGAAGCUUCUUAGCAUUACAACUGAUUAAAACCCACCUUAAGACAACAAUGGUUGAUGACAGGUUAAGUCACCUCGGAAUUCUCAGUGUUGAGUCAAAGAGGGCAUGCUCCCUCAACAUGUUUGUGAAACAUUUAGCCAGUUCUCACCAGAACCGCAGAAUUAUGCUGUUUUAAAUCUACCUAGGAUAAUUUGGCACUUAGGCGGUCCCUCUGGUCAUGAUUAAAACCUGCACUGUGUACUAUCUAGUACACUGACAUUCUUAAAUGAUAAAUCCCAAAGGUAGCAUGUCACAGAUUUCAUUUGGUCUUGAUUAACCCAAUUCCAAAACUUUUCUUUGCUAUUAGUAAACAUAAUAUAUAUGAGCAUUAAACAUGAUACUGUAAGUUUGUAAUAUUGAUGGACACCAAAAUUAUUUACAUUUUCAAGUCCAUUUCUGAUGGAUACCUGUUAUGUCAAAUUGCAGUGUUUAAAAUUAAAAAGUAAAUUAACUAUGGAAUUUAUGUAACACACAAAUGCUAUCUUAUCUCCUUGGGGCUUGAGCUUUAUUUUCUGAAAAUAUUUUGAUGUUCAACACUUAGACCCAGAUUAUAUAUUCAUGAAAACAGAGACCCAAGUCUCUGCAGUAUGUGAGUACAGUACAGUGUAUGUGUGUGUGCAUGUGUGUGUGAGAGAGAAAGAAAGAAAUUGAGCUGCAGUUCUGAGGUAGAGACACUGACUAUUCAUAGUAUGUUAAAGAAUUCUAGUGAAGUAACCCUUUUGGACCACACUAUCUGCCACAUUGAAGAACUCCGGGGUUAAGUGAAUUAUCACUUCUACCUCUAAUCAGCAAUCAUAGGAUUCAUUCAUGCUUGUUAGAUGCCAGGUUAGGGUUACACACACAUUUUCUGUCGUGGUCUCCCUGAACUAGCCCUGGCCACCCCAUGUAUAAAAUUCUAGUUUCACCACUGCUCCCAAAUAGGCAUAGGCCAACACACUUGGGAUUUGAAACAAUCCACAGCUAUGAAAAAAGAAGCUAAUGAUCCCUGGUGAAUUAUUUUGAAGGAGGAUUAUUUUGAAGAAGGAUUUUAUUUAGACAGGAGUAAUUAUCUCAUUUUGGCAAAACAUCAAUUUACUUUAGGGGAGUCCAGCAUUCUAACAGUGCACUGUGCAUCCGCUAACUCUCCUUUCCAAUUCACAAGAGUCUGAAACCAUAGAUCUGUAUAUAAUGACGAGAUACUCAUGUCUCCGCCCUAAUAAGGGGAGUCUUUGUCCAAAAAGCGGGAAGGCCGGCGACAAUUUUAGGUCUGCAUAUUAUGCCCAUAGAGACGCAUUGGGAUUAUUCUGGACAGUUUGGCGAGAGUGAGCCCUCUCGCUUGCUUCUUCCUCGUGUCACAUUCUGACCUUAGUUCUUUUAUUAUAUUUUUGUUUUAG
Oncorhynchus mykiss (rainbow trout) is the source of this 3575-nucleotide messenger RNA. NCBI's taxonomy places the organism in Eukaryota, Metazoa, Chordata, Actinopteri, Salmoniformes, Salmonidae. The record is from RefSeq and is a predicted model, not a curated record.